Molecule: messenger RNA, 549 nt
Organism: Arabis nemorensis
Lineage: Eukaryota; Viridiplantae; Streptophyta; Magnoliopsida; Brassicales; Brassicaceae
Source: the annotation of a GenBank genome assembly
AUGAUCAUCUAUGCUUCCAAUCAUGUUGAUUCCAGAAGGGAGUUAUGGUUGGAACUGGUGGUUUUGUCUGAUAGCAAUGAGCUGAGGGGCAAACCGUGGAUUGUCCUGGGUGAUUUUAAUCAGGUACUUCACCCAACUGAGCACUCUAAGUACAGCUCUGUGAAUGUGAACAGGAGGAUAAGAGAAUUCUGUAAUUGCUUGUUGGAGGCAGAUCUAAGGGACCUGAACUUCAGAGGAAAUACUUACACUUGGUGGAAUAAGCGUACUGCCAAGCCAGUAGCAAAGAAGUUGGACCGCAUUCUGGUGAAUGAUCAGUGGAAUGUUGAUUUCCCUUCUGCGGUGGCUACUUUUGGCUCUCCUGAUUUCUCGGAUCAUGCUUCUCUAUCAGUGGUUCUGGAUCCUCUUAUCAACAGGCCGAGGAAAUCUUUCAAGUUCUAUAACUACCUUUUAAAGAAUAAAGAAUUCCUGCCCCUUGUGAGUCCUUUAUGGUAUUCUUUCAAUGUUGUGGGCUCUGUGAUGUUUCGGGUCUCCCAGACAUACUGUACAUAA